UUCGCGAGUACGCCGGGCAGUAGUCGGCGCGCGCGCAUCUCGCCGGACGUCACACUCCGGUUCCGUUUCCGUUACAAAAAACGAGUGAAAUUACGCACUUCCACCUAUUUGGAUUAUGUGAAAUUGUUUGUCAUUACUGAUGGACCAAAAAGAAUUAAGUGAGUGAUAGAAUUCUUUUUUCAAAAGUAAAGAACAAAUCUAAUUAAUACAAACUAUUUAGCACAGAUAAAAAAUGUUUUGAAGAUGUAAAUAAAUGUGCAUUUGUUUUUAAUCUUGGUUUGCCGGUUUUUUAAGUGAAAUAAUAUUAAACAAGUGAGAAAUAAAUAUUUUGUGAGUUAUUUAUGAAGUGAACAAUUUAUACUAUGGUGCUAAUAAACAUGUUUAGACUAAUAUGGAUUUUCUGUUUGUGCAUCACAAAUGCGGUUGCAUCUCCUUACAUAAAUGAGACUUUAGUACCAAGGAAUAUUAUAAGUACUCCAUGCACCGACAAGAACCACCUGUUCCUCGUCCCGGGAGUGCUCACAGCGGGCGGGACCAACAGGGCCUGUAUAUCCAGGUUCUAUCCCGAGGGAGUGGCGCAUCUGCUGCUCAUACUGGAGACUGAAGAUCGGCAGGUCGUCACCGCCUCUAGAGAGUUACCUGCAGGUGAUGGCGGCUGUUUGGACAUGUCUGUACCGCUUCUGCCGAACACAAAGGCGGAAUUAACUGUUAGUUUAAGAUACCCAGAAGCGCAAUGCUCAUGGGAGCGACGUCUGACCGUCCGUAUAUCGAGCGGACGCGUGGUACUGGUGCAGACGGAGAGGGCGCGGUACCGGCCCGGAGACACGCUGAGGGUCAGGGUACUCGCAUUUAAGGCGGAUCUGACACCCUCGCAUGGAAUCAUCGAUGAGGUGUGGGUGGAAGGCGCUCGCGGCGCAUGGGAUGGUACUCGCGUGACGCAGUGGUCGCGGGUUCACACCCGGCAGGGUAUCGCACAACUGCAGUACGACUUGGAUGAACUAGCUCCGCCAGGACGGUGGACAGUGAGAGCCAGUUUGGCUGAUGGAUCGCAGGGUUCUGCCACGUUCUGGGUGGGUAACUACGACCUGCCACCGUUCCAGCUGAGCGUGCGACACGCGCCGCGCGUGUUGCGGACCAGCGAGAGACUUGUGUGGACUGUCUGUGUCAGAUACCCGUGGGCAGAAGCAGUGGAAGGUAUGCUAGUAAUCCGGCUCCGCGGCGCCGGCUCGCCCGACUCCUCCGGCAUCAGGACCGUGACGAAGUUGCGCGGGCCGCAAGCGUGUCACCGCCACGCUGCAGCUGCACGCCGCGUCGGGCUGCUUGGAGUCAACCCGCCUGAUGUCAUCAUCGCUGACUUCUCCUUUCAGGAGGAUGGUACGAGGAUCUGGCAGAAUACGACGGUAGUGUCACGGGUUGUGGACAAACCCGUUACUCUGGAAUUUCUCACCAAGCAUCGAGCUGUCGUAUCCCCAGGAUUGCCUCACAAAUUAAAGGUAAAAGCAACACGCUGGGACGACAAGCCAGCGUCCUCGCAGAAGAUCGUGGUGUGCCGGCACCGCGCCGAGCCUGCCACCCCGCGCGCUGCCGUCACCUGCGCCACCGCCGACACCGACGAUAGCGGCGUCGCUAAGGUCAUGUUCCCGCCAGGGGAUGACGACGCCACACUUUAUAGGUUUGAGGCCAGCCUGUCCAACGACACGUCGACGACGGCUACCGCUCUGACGCUGCCGGUGCAGCGCGCGGCCGGUGCGCACGCGGCGCUCGGCCCGCUGAAGGCGGACUCCCGCGCCGCCAGGACCAUCGUGCCGCUGUACCUGCACAUGCCCAACGUCACCACUGCUGUCACUGUGCAUUUUGUGGUAAUAACACGAGGUGGCAUCAUUUACCGCUGGGGAGCGACAACCCAAUGCCCUAUAACCACUUCAGCCACCGAAGCCCAAACAGCUUCCAGGAACAGCAAAUGUUUGACAAACAUAGCCAACGAUCGCUACGUGGUCUCCACGCCGCAAAAUGAUAGCGAUUCCUUGUUGGACAGACAUUUGCCGAGGGUCAUGCUCCCGAUCAAAGUGACGCAUCAGAUGUGCCCCGACAGCCACAUGGUUGCAUAUUUCUAUUAUAACGGACAGUUGGUUAGCGCCAGCAAGCAUUUUGAGAUGGAAGAGUGCUUUGCGAAUAAGGUGGAAGCAGCCUGGCUCUCUCGCCAAGUUCUUCCAGGAUCCAUAGCUUCCCUCCGAGUAAAGACUUCCGGACCAGCUCUAUGUGCCCUGACUGUCCUGGAUACCGCUAGCAAAUGGGUCCAACCGCUCCCGAACAUCAAGGAAGAAGUGAUGCGAAGUCUUAAAAGGCUUAUAGAUAGCCACAGAAACCUCACUGGGUAUGAUGCAGCUGGGGAUUGUUUUUUGACCAUGGAUGCUCUGGAGCUGCCGACCAACAGUCGCGAGCUGAUGACCACAUGGCUGGCAACUGCUGGAGUCAGGGUUCUGGGAGGCGAGGUACCUACCACCAGGCAUUGUGUCCCGGCGCCGCUGCCGCUCAUAGAUGAUAGCAACAUGCUCAGGACUGACUUCUCUGAGGCUUGGCUAUGGCGUCUUCUAGCUGUUGAUGGGAAUAAGACAGCUAUUGCUAACACUCGUACUCCUGAUUCUAUCACGAGGUUCGAAGCCGGGGUAUUGUGUGUGUCCAGGAACGGCAUAGGGGUGGCGCCGCCAGCAGUUUUACAAGUGUUCCGAGAGUUCUUCAUCCACGCCGACAGCCCGCGGAGACUGCGGCGAGGUGACUCCGCCAUCGUUCGCUUCAGACUCUUCAACUACCUCUACGAACCCCUUAAUGUUCAAAUCCUCGUUUUAACUGACAAGCACAUCGAAGGUCCAGCGCAAAGGGUGGAGACGGUGUGCAUACCAGCUCGUACGGCUAUAGCCCGCCGGACUGAGAUCUGGGCCAGGCUGGCGGGUCAGGGUGCUCUCAACCUCCGAGCCGUGGUGGCUCAUGACGGACUGUGCGGCAAAGGGACUGCUAGAAACGUCAGUGACGAAGUAGCCAUUCCGAUCAUAAUCGACCCCGAAGGCGUGCCGGUCAAGGAGCACAAAUCUGUACUCCUGUGCGGAACUGGUGAUAAAGACUUCAGGAAGUCUGAAGUGUCAUGGACGUGGCCCACAGUCCCCACUGUUCCCGGCACUGAGUCGUUGACUAUUUGGACUUCGAGUGACGCCGCGGGGCCGCUGUAUGCUGAUGCGGAUUCGUUAGUGCUGCUCCCACGAGGCUGCGGAGAGCAGAACAUGGCGCGACUCGCCACCAACCUCCUCGCACUGACCCAGCUGGACCCGAGAUCUGCUGCCGCCACCACCGCCAGGGAACAUGUCGCUAGAGGAUUCACCCGCCAGCUUCAGUACCUCCACCCAGGAGGAGGAUUCAGCGCGUUCGGGCCCUCUGACCAGACGCCGUCCACUUGGCUCACAGCCUUCGUCGUCAGAUACCUGCGGAGAGCACACCAGGCAUUAUGGCCUUCUCUACCCGCUCCACCGGCGGUAGAUCGAGCUGAGAGGUGGCUCAUCAGCCAGCAAAUGGAGAACGGAUGCUUUAGGAACGAGGGUCAUGUUUUCCACAGGGAGCUCAAGGGUGGUUUGAAUGAAGAUGGUGAAAUAGCAAGCGUAGCCCUUACUGCCUACGUCAUCACUUCUUUGGUCGAGAGUGCCUCUCCCCUGCCCUACAGUGUCAUCAGAAAUUCCCUCGCCUGCCUCCGAGCACUCCCACCCAUGAAAACUAAAAAUCCAAACAGGGUGUAUGCUCAUGCCUUAUUGGCUUAUGCCUUUAUGAGGCUUAAGAGGUACGAGGAAGAAUUGAGGAAGACAAAUGAGGCAAGUUUUAUGUGGGAGAUGCGGAGAUCGGUUGGAGGAGGACUGCGGAAAGAUGAGGAAUUAAAGGAGGUUAUGGAACUGAUGAACAUGGCCAAAAGGAAUGAGGAUUACGUGUGGUGGGAGACGAGCAGUCUGUCGACGACGAUCGAGGCGACGAGCUACGCGCUGCUGUCCCUGGCGCAGGAGGCGCUCGUGCCGCGCGCGCCCGCCGCGGCCGCGCUGCGCUGGCUCGCCGCGCACCGCGCCGACACCGGCGGCUUCCUCACCACGCAGGACACUCUCGUAGCCCUAGAAGCUAUUACAGCCUGGUCACCUAGCCAGCCCAGAGCCAACCUGACUGUAACAGCGUACAGUUAUGGAAUUACCAGGAGCGCACGACUGAUAGACGGGGCGAAGGUCCCCGAGCUGCUGAAGAUGGGCACUGGAGACAAGCUGCAUGUUGCUGUCGAAGGCACAGGAUGCGCGCUGAUGCAAGCUACACGCUCGUACCACUCGCUGUGGUCAGCGCCGGCGGAGGGCAAGUCGUUGCUGGUGCAAGUGACUGUCACCACCGACGGCACAUUCGACUGCGACGCCAGCGGUGUCUACUGCGCCUGUGCUGCCGUUAUUGAGACAUGCGUGGUGUGGAACAGCGCGUUCCCCGAGAUGGCGCUGCUGGAGGUGACGUUACCGGGAGACUUCGCACCAGACGCCGCGCUGCUGUACGCACAACUACACAAGCGAGACACGCUGCUCCGCCGCAUCGAGUUAACUCCAGCGAACUCUAGCAAGAUGACGUUGUACUUGGGCGCGAAGGGCGGAGCCGCACCGCCCGACGCAGGGCACCAGUGCUACUCAGUGCACGCAGUGGGCUCCCGCGCCAGAACCAAACCUGGAUACGUCAGGCUCCACGACUACUACCGACCCGCUGUGAAUGAUACCCAGGCUUACACAAUACCAGAAGAUUGUCCAACAAAAAUAUCGCACGAAACCAACGAAUAUACGGCAUCAGACAACCUCUUCACCAAGGCAAAGUCCCCCUCCGACAGCAGCGAAAUCCUCAUAUCCCAGGAGAUCCCCUACGAGGACACACCAGGAUGGGUUCCUCUAGAGGAUCCUUUAUACGAAAACCUCACUUUGAGAAGGAAAGGUGAUAAUAACAAAGAUUUUAUCAAAACUGUUAAAUCUAAUGCUAGUAAUAGUACGGUAAAAGAUAUAAAGGAAGAUAAAAUAGAAGUUAAGAGAGAUGGGAAAUACGUUGAUAGUGAAAAGAGAGAUUCUAAAGAUAAAUUAGGUAACGAUAAAAUUAUCAAAACUAAUGAAUAUACUGAUUCAGUUAAAUCCGUAGCAGUGAGUGAUACGGUUGAUAUGAACUUAAAAUCAGUAGUAAAUAAAUUGAAAACCAAUCAGAAUGAUAACGAAAAAGAAAUAUUAUCCAGAACAAAAGACAGUAAAAACAAGCUAGAUUUACAAAUACAAGAAUCUAAGAAAAAAGAACACAGCAUAACAACCAGAGACGAACAUAAAGAUCAAAAUGGGUCUAUAGAUAACCCUAAUUUAACAGAUUUUCACGUCAUAGAUUCAGAGAAAGAUCUAGAAGUUCCUUCUGGGAUCGAAGGACCUAUACCAGCAGUAGUGCUACCACCACAGAAUUUUGUGCCACCAAAAACGCAACCACAAAAUGUAAGGUCUAUGGAAUUUCAACCACAUUUUUUACCUGAAACGCAACCACAUAGUUUUAUGUCAACAGAAUUAAAACCGCCGCCUUUAAGGUUUCCAAAUAUGCAACCACAAAGACCAGAUCCCAGAAUGUACCAUGGUUACUACCCAGGAAUGUACUACUUGCCCUUGAAUUACGAUAAUUACAGAAGAUAUAUUACACCAACGGGUUAAUUUCGGGAUUAUGCGCCUUGUAAGGUAAGAAUUUUGGUCUCAAAGGAGAUGGUUGUAGUAACUUAAUCUAUGAAGACUGAGAAAAACUGCAAUAUUUUUUUUAAUGAAAUACUAUUUACUAUGUUUCUAUCAUUCGUCAAGUAAACUCAUAACUAUAGUAAAAACGCGUGUGAAAAUAGCUCGAAUAAAAAAAACACGCAUAACAGCAUAUAAAGUGAAUGCACAGUACCUAGUCUUCAUUUGUUCUUCCAUUAGAAACGGUUGACAAGAUGUCGAUGCAGGUUUCAUAGCUAAGUGAAUUUCCAGUAAACGUAGGCUGUAAAAAUUAUAAACAUAGUAAGUUAAUAUUAUCCUUUGCUGUACUUAUAUUCGCUGUAUGACGCAGACGACCGAUUUUUGUCGGUCACCGAUUGUCGUCAGCUCACAGCCGGUUUUAGUCGCUAGGUAUUCGUGUCAGAUUUCACGCCGGAUUGUUUACAGCGUUGUGUCAAUAUACCUACUUAUAUUAUGUACUAUUCUUUCCUGGAAUAACGGUUAUGAAUUUACGAUAUUCAAACUAGUUUAGACUUUUGUAGAGUCUAUUUAAAUUAUAUUUUUUUACACAUAUUUAAUAUGUUUAUAUACUAGUUGGCAGAAUGGGUUAUUAACCUUUUAUUAUUAUAGAAAUGUUAAACAAGUCUUGUAAAAACUUAAAGGAACUGAAAAAUCAGAAACCAUAGUUUUUAACAAAAUAUAGUUUUACGUUUUUAAUUAAAAAGUAAAAUGCUUGAUCAUGUUGUAAAGCAAGCCCAGAAAAAAAAAUAGGGUAAAUACUUUUAAUAUAUUUUGGCACACAUGUCAAAGAACCUUUUUUAACAACCUCGUAAUGCAUUUAUGACAGACAAUUGACACCAUAUUGCAUUGUGUUCAAAAUGGCCGCCAUUGUAUGCAAAAUGUUGUCGAUCACCGCUGUCGGAAUAAUAAUUUAUCGCUAGAAUAUAAGUAAAUUAUGAUAUCUAUAUGAUACGAAUAAAAUAUUUGUGAUUUUAA
This is a messenger RNA of Manduca sexta (tobacco hornworm), 6755 nucleotides long. RefSeq names its product alpha-2-macroglobulin-P. Gene Ontology annotation, cellular component: extracellular region. The coding region runs from base 363 to 5726 and encodes 1787 amino acids. The transcript is spliced from 28 exons. Gene Ontology annotation, molecular function: endopeptidase inhibitor activity. The record is from RefSeq and is a predicted model, not a curated record. NCBI's taxonomy places the organism in Eukaryota, Metazoa, Arthropoda, Insecta, Lepidoptera, Sphingidae.